Messenger RNA from Geodia barretti, 3045 nucleotides. The record is from the annotation of a GenBank genome assembly. NCBI's taxonomy places the organism in Eukaryota, Metazoa, Porifera, Demospongiae, Tetractinellida, Geodiidae.
AUGGGACUGAUUGUUGCACCGGGCUUAAUCGAUAUGCAUGUCCAUCUCCGUGAACCGGGGUUCGAGCAUAAAGAGACGAUUGCUACUGGCACGGCGGCAGCAGCAGCAGGCGGAUUCACAUCUGUUGCUUGUAUGGCAAACACGUCGCCAGUGAUAGAUACACCCGAAAAGAUUGAACAAGUUUACGACAUUGCGCGCGAGACGGCAAAGACAAAUAUGUUUCCGUUUGGUAGUAUUACCAAAGAUCUUGCCGGUGAAGAACUUACUGAUAUGCGUGGGAUGCGUUCCGCAGGCGCAGUCGGUUUCAGCGAUGAUGGCGUUACCGUCAUGAACGCCGCACUCAUGCGCGACGCACUCGCCUUGAGUGCAGAACUCGGUUUUCCGAUUAUGGUUCACUGCGAAGAGCAUAAUCUCAACGCCGGUGCUGUCAUGAAUCUGGGAGAGACCUCCCGAAAACUGGGGCUUAUCGGUAGUCCGAACGCUGCAGAGGACAUCAUCGUCGCACGCGACAUUAUAUUAGCAGAGAUGACAGGCGGACACCUCCAUGUACUCCAUGUCAGCACUGCGGGUGCUGUCGCUUUGAUACGUCAAGCAAAAAAACGGGGGGUUCAUGUGACUGCGGAGGCAUGUCCACACCACUGGAUCCUUACCGAUACAGAGGUAGAGAAACAGGGGACGAAUGCCAAGAUGCAUCCACCCCUCCGCACACAGACAGAUAUUGAUGCGAUCAUUGAAGGUUUGUGCGAUGGAACAAUUGACGCAAUCGCGACCGAUCACGCACCGCACGCGCCCUCGGAAAAGGCACAAGGUAUGCUUGACGCGCCUAACGGCAUUAUCGGUUUAGAGACCUGCCUACCACUUGUGUUUACAUAUCUCGUGCAACCGGAACACCUCACAUUGGGAGAGGCGAUUGCAAAGAUGACUGCUAUUCCGGCGAAUAUACUCGGCAUUGAUCGGGGGACACUCUCCGUUGGUGCUGUCGGAGAUGUUACUGUCAUUGAUGUUGACCCGGUUCAUCCGGUCGACGUAACAAAAUCUCGUUCAAAAAGUCAAAACACACCUUUCGCAGGAUGGGAACUUAAAGGGUCCGGUGCGAUUAUCAUCGGACAGGCGUGCGAGUUCGAUUACUCCGGAACGCAGGCGUGUAAGGCACUCAGGGAGGAAGGGUAUGAGAUUACCCUUGUCAACAGCAACCCCGCCACCAUCAUGACCGAUCCGGAUUUCGCUGACCAGACCUACAUUGAACCGAUCACAGCGGAUACGGUGGAACUUAUCAUCGACAAGGAGCGUCCAGAUGCCUUGCUACCGACGCUCGGUGGCCAAACCGCUUUGAACGUGUCUGUCGAACUCGCGGAAUCCGGUGUAUUAGAUAAGUACAGUGUUGAGCUUAUUGGUGCGAAAUUGCCUGCCAUCCAAAAGGCUGAGGACCGCGCGCUCUUCAAAGAAGCGAUGACGAAAAUCGGGUUGGAGGUUCCUGAGAGUGGCAUCGCGCACACUGUGCCAGAAGCACUUGCCCUUGUCCAAGAGAUAGGAUUUCCGGCGAUUAUCCGUCCAGCAUUUACACUCGGCGGCACUGGUGGCGGUAUCGCUUACAAUAUCGAAGAAUACGAAAAAAUGGUCACGGCAGGCCUCGUCCUCAGUCCAAUCAGUGAAUUGCUCAUUGAAAAGUCCGUCAUCGGAUGGAAGGAAUUUGAACUUGAGGUGAUGCGGGAUGGUGCGGACAACGUCGUUAUCAUCUGUUCCAUUGAAAAUGUCGAUGCCAUGGGAGUCCAUACCGGCGAUAGCAUUACCGUCGCGCCUAUCCAAACAUUAACGGAUAAAGAAUAUCAGCUGAUGCGUAAUUCGGCGAUUAAGAUCAUCCGCGAGAUUGGUGUUGAUACAGGCGGCUCCAACAUCCAAUUUGCUGUUAAUCCGAAGACGGGUAAACAAGUUGUCAUUGAAAUGAACCCGCGUGUCUCCCGUAGUUCCGCGCUUGCCUCAAAAGCCACAGGGUUUCCUAUCGCCAAAAUCGCAGCAAAACUUGCUGUCGGUUACAAUUUAGAUGAAAUUCCGAACGACAUCACCGCUAAAACACCCGCCUGCUUUGAACCAACAAUUGAUUACGUCGUUGUCAAAAUCCCACGCUGGGCGUUUGAAAAGUUCCAAGGCACCGAUGAAACACUCACAACACAGAUGAAAUCCGUCGGUGAAGCGAUGGCUAUCGGCAGGACCUUUAAAGAAGCAUUACAGAAAGGACUGAGAUCUUUAGAGAACGGGUGGCACGGAUUGGAUAACCAUCCACUUGAUGAACUCCCUCUGUCUGAACUUCCGAGCAAACUGAGUAUUCCUAACGUCAAACGAAUCUUUUAUAUCAAAGCCGCCCUCACACGUGGGAUGAGCAUUGAAGAAAUUCAUGCCUACACGCAUAUCGACCCGUUUUUCCUCUACAAUUUGAAGGAAAUCGUUGACUUUGAAAAGGUUUUGUCCCAACCCGAUGCGCGACAACAUAUAGGACAGCAUUUGCAAGGCUCUGCUCCAAAUAACGUGUCCCUAAACGGUGAACCUGAGGGUACUAACGCAAAAAAACUCAUACAACAAGCAAAACAAUUCGGAUUUUCCGACCGCCAGUUAGGCGACAUCUACGAGGUAUCCGAAGAAGCCAUCCGCAAAUGUCGAAAAAAACUCGGGAUUGAAGUAACUUUCAAAACCGUUGACACCUGUGCCGCAGAAUUUGAGGCAGAAACCCCAUACUAUUACUCUACCUGUUCCAGCGAAGAUGAGGUGCGUCCCUCCGAUAAGCCAAAAAUCAUGAUUCUCGGUGGUGGUCCGAACCGUAUCGGGCAGGGCAUUGAAUUUGAUUACUGCUGUGUCCAUGCUGCCCUCGCACUCAAAACCGAUGGCUAUGAAACCAUUAUGGUGAACAGCAACCCUGAAACCGUUAGCACUGAUUACGACACCUCCGAUCGACUCUAUUUUGAACCGUUGACGCGUGAAGAUGUUCUGAAUAUCUACCAUAAAGAGAACCGAUCGGGGUCAUUGUUCAGUUUGGCGGGCAGACACCGCUAA